Molecule: messenger RNA, 1648 nt
Organism: Pseudoliparis swirei
Lineage: Eukaryota; Metazoa; Chordata; Actinopteri; Perciformes; Liparidae
Gene: btbd3a
Product: BTB (POZ) domain containing 3a
Biological process (GO): dendrite morphogenesis; cerebral cortex development; neurogenesis
Cellular component (GO): cytosol
Molecular function (GO): protein binding
Source: RefSeq, a predicted model, not a curated record
GAAGACGGCUAGCUACUGUAAACAAAAGCUGAGCCACUCGGCUGUCGAACAAACUCCCCAAACUGCGUCUCGUGGACAGAAGAUAUGACUUCAGAGACCUCCACGCGACAGUAAAACUCGACCGGUACCGGUACCGGCAGCGGCGGCAGGUGAGUCCGGGACCCGGAGCUGCCAUGACCCGGCCGGCAGUCUGACUGGAAGAUAAUGGCUGCAGAGCUGUUUCCCACCAAGAAGCUGGUCACCUCCGCCUCAGCGAGCAGCAGCACCUCCUCUUCCUCCUCCUCCUCCUCCUCCAUCAUCCAGCAGAACCUCACGAACAACAACACGAGCACCGCGGCGCAGGGCGGCAGCAGCUGGCAGGGCCUGUUCCCCACCAUCCGGGAGAGGAAUUCAGUCAUGUUCAACAACGAGACGAUGGCAGACGUUCACUUUGUGGUCGGGCCGCCCGGCGGCACGGAGCGGGUCCCGGGGCACAAGUACGUCCUGGCCGUCGGCAGCUCCGUGUUCCACGCCAUGUUUUAUGGCGAGCUGGCGGAGGAUCAGGAGGAGAUCCGGAUCCCCGACGUGGAGCCGCCCUCGUUCCUGGCCAUGCUGAAGUACAUCUACUGCGACGAGAUCGACCUGUGCGCCGACACCGUGCUCGCCACCCUCUACGCCGCCACAAAGUACAUGGUGCCCCACCUGGCCCGGGCCUGCGUCGGCUUCCUGGAGACCAGCCUGAGCGCCAGGAACGCCUGCGUGCUGCUGUCCCAGAGCUGCCUGUUGGAGGAGCCCGACCUGACGCAGCGCUGCUGGGAGGUGAUCGACGCGCAGGCCGAGCUGGCGCUGCGCUCCGAGGGCUUCUGCGACAUCGACGCGCAGACGCUGGAGAGCAUCCUGCGGCGCGAGACGCUCAACGCCAAGGAGACGGCGGUGUUGGAGGCGGCGCUGAGCUGGGCCGAGGCCGAGUGCCAGCGGCGGGACCUGGCGCCGACCGUGGAGAACCGGCGCCUGGCGCUGGGGAAGGCCGUCUACCUGAUCCGCGUGCCCGCCAUGGCGCUGGAGGACUUCGCCGACGGGGCGGCGCAGUCCGGCGUGCUCACGCUCGCCGAGACCAACGCCAUCUUCCUGUGGCACGCCGCCGCCAACAAGCCCGCGCUGCUGUUCGGCACCGAGCCGCGCCGGGGCCUGGCGCCGCAGCGCUGCCGCCGCUUCCAGUCCUGCGCCUACCGCAGCAACCAGUGGCGGUACCGCGGCCGCUGCGACAGCAUCCAGUUCGCGGCGGACCGGCGCGUCUUCGUCGCCGGCUUCGGCCUCUACGGCUCCAGCUGCGGCUCGGCCGAGUACGGCGCCAAGAUCGAGCUGAAGCGCCAGGGCGUGUCCGUGGCCCAGCGGGUCAUAAAGUACUUCUCGGACGGCUCCAGCAGCACCUUCGCGGUGUCCUUCGACUACCCGGUGCAGAUCGAGCCCGACACCUUCUACACCGCCAGCGCGGUGCUGGACGGCAACGAGCUGAGCUCCGGCCAGGAGGGCAUGACGGAGGUGCAGUGCGGCAAGGUGACCUUCCAGUUCCAGUGCUCCUCGGACAGCACCAACGGCACCGGGGUGCAGGGGGGCCAGAUCCCCGAGCUGGUCUUCUACGCCUGAGCGGGGGGGGCUUUUAUUUUGA